AUGGAAAUGUCAUUUUGGGGAUGGUUUAAUUUGCAUGGAUUAGUCAUAGAAACAUGGCCUGCCACUCAGGCUGUAACCAACAGGAGGUGGUUCCUGGGUCAUCCCCUUUCACAGGGCAAUGCUCUGCGGACACUCAAGCCAGGACCGCUCGGACUCUACGGGGCCUCAGCUCAGGCCUCGGUCUGGUGCCACGUGACUCGUGUGUUUGCAUUGAGUGACGGGCGCAGCGUUGGGCGGGCCUUGGUGGAAAUCAACUUCCGGGGGCAGAGGUUUCUCGAAGCCGGGUGGUGUGUGGGCUACCCCUACUUGUGUUACUGGGGUCGCGGUCCCCCCUCCCCAAAGGUUUGCGAUCGUGCCCCGGGUGUCCGCGUGCGGGUCAGUCUGUGUGCUGGGGGUGGCUCACCUGGCAGCGGGGGUGAGCGGCGCGGCAGCGGCGGCGGCGGUGAGCGGGAGCAGGGAGCAGGUGUAAUUGAAGGAUGGAUGAUGAUGAUUUUGGUGGUUUUGAGGCUGCAGAGAUUUUUGAGGGUGAAAGUGGUGAAACCCAAACUACAUCUCCUGCUAUUCCGUGGGCUGCUUUUCCUACAGUGUCUGGAGUUCGUCUUUCUCCAGCUUCUUCAAUUGUACUGGACCAUGACUACUCUUCUUCUGUUGGCUGCCUCUCUUCUGAGCCCAUCAUUUCAUCACCAGAGAUUACGCAUGCAGACAACAGCAUUGUCAAUCAAACUGUUCCUAAAGCACAGUAAUGGAACAAUUGCUCAUGUGGAUGAGGCUGAGAAUCCUGGAGCCAAUGUAUCCAACAUACAGCUUCAGCAGAAAAUUUCAAAUCUGGAGAUUAAACUCAAAGUUUCUGAAGAAGAAAAACAAAGAAUUAAAAAGGAUGUGGAAUCAUUGAUAGAAAAGCACAGUAUCUUGGAAAAAGAUUUCCUUAAAGAAAAAGAACAAGAUGCCAUUUCUUUUCAAGAUAGAUACAAAGAACUUCAGGUAAACCUAGUGUAUUUACAAUUUAAUAUGUAGGCCUCUUGAUGAAACAUGUAAUAUAGUUUCAAAAAGUGCUCAAUAAA
Messenger RNA from Hipposideros armiger (great roundleaf bat), 1061 nucleotides. RefSeq lists its product as uncharacterized. Gene Ontology annotation, cellular component: trans-Golgi network. NCBI's taxonomy places the organism in Eukaryota, Metazoa, Chordata, Mammalia, Chiroptera, Hipposideridae. Gene Ontology annotation, biological process: Golgi to lysosome transport. The record is from RefSeq and is a predicted model, not a curated record. Bases 1 to 1014 code for a protein of 337 amino acids. The transcript has 6 exons.